This is a messenger RNA of Phaedon cochleariae (mustard beetle), 486 nucleotides long. The record is from the annotation of a GenBank genome assembly. Lineage: Eukaryota; Metazoa; Arthropoda; Insecta; Coleoptera; Chrysomelidae.
AUGGAGAAUAUUCAACCGUUCCUGACUCUGCAACUGAAUGUUGACAAAGUGAAGACGAUCAACGAGGCUCUUGUGAAUAAGGAGCAGUUGGAAGGAUUGACCUCUCCUAACACAAAUGGACUGGUACAGGCGUGGCAGCAAUUGAUGUUGGAUGUGCUGCCAGUUAUCCUCAUUCUGCAUCUGAAAUUCUUCGAUUUCAAGCCAGACGUUUGUACGAGAAUUAUCAAGGCGUUGGAAUUUCCUGUCGACUUAGAAAUCGAAUCUAGGUUGUUAUCUUCGAAGUCACAAACGCCCGACGGAAGAAAGUAUAUGUUGUUUGCCGUGGUCUACCACUUUCACGUUCGAGCGCUGGUGCAGUUCGGGUAUGUUCGUCUGGUUGUUCGGCAAACACUCGGCAAACAUAUUACCGAUAGGGAGAAUCUUGUCAAGGGCUUUGGAGGCUGUCAGCCUUCUGUCAGCAAUGUCAGCGUAAUCAUAAGAAAGUAG